Molecule: messenger RNA, 2092 nt
Organism: Onthophagus taurus
Lineage: Eukaryota; Metazoa; Arthropoda; Insecta; Coleoptera; Scarabaeidae
Gene: Rph
Product: Rabphilin
Biological process (GO): regulation of calcium ion-dependent exocytosis; intracellular protein transport; exocytosis
Cellular component (GO): synapse; membrane
Molecular function (GO): small GTPase binding
Source: RefSeq, a predicted model, not a curated record
CAACAUCACCGCAUUCAUCAAGUAUUAAAAGACAAGAUUGGACAAGAAAAAGUUUUUUAACGCUCAAAAAUAAAUUUUUACAAACGAUCCAAACAGAUGUAAUCGCCGCUUAACAUUAUUAAUAAACCGUGUUUUUGGAUCUUAUCAGAUUUAAAUUCGCCAUAUGUUAAAAUUAAACUAAAAAAAUGGAUUAUUCCCCGGACGCAACGAGCAGAUUUGUUUGCCCAAACGAUAGACAACUCGCGUUAAGGGCGAAAUUAAAAACGGGAUGGAGCGUCAAAACAGCUUGCGUCGGUUAUAAUCAACCCUCCAACAACCUCCGAGAAGACGAACAAGCCGUCAUAAUAGACGUUAUUAAACGGGCCGAAAAAGUCGAUCAAUUAGAACAAGAAAGGGUCGGAAAGUUGGUCGAGAAAUUCGAAAAUUUGCGCAGAAACGCUUUGGGGCGAGACCCGAAUCAGUGUUUGUUAUGCGGGGAUGGUUUCGGGGUGUUUAUAACGCAAAAAUUCGUCUGCAUCGAUUGCCGAAAAUUGGUCUGCAUUAAAUGCGCGAUUAACGCGUCUCCGAAUAAGACCCGAAGGAAUUCGAAUCCUUUCGCGACAAAAUCAACUCUGUACUUUGCGAAUUCGAAGGAUCGUUGGCUUUGCAUGAUUUGCGCCGAAUCCCGGGAGAUUUGGAAGAAAUCGGGGGCUUGGUUCUUUAAGGCUUUGCCCAAGUACGUUUUGCCGAGUCAAAUCGCGCCUCCGCUCCGUUUUAAUCGGAGUUGCAACAGCAGUAAGCGGUCGAAGAAGCGAUUCAAAGACGAUAGCAGUUCGGAUGAGGAGAGACCUUUUUGGCCGAAAAUCGAGCGAAGAAACUCAAGCACUGAGAGUACCCACGAUGCCCAAGAGAUUACAUUCCAAGAGGAUAAAGAGAACCAAAAAGAAGCUGUGAUCUUCACCUUAGAAAAAGAAGACGAUUUUAAGUUAGAAUUAGCUUCUGGGGAGAGUUCUGAGUUGUCUCGGAGGGAUUCUUUGGCGAGUAGAACGAUUUCUGAUUGGAAUUGGAAUUCGGAUGCUAAAAGCGAAGAUAGAGUCUCACCUGGGGCUUGUAGCGUAACAAGUAGCAUAUUUAAGAAUCCCAUUGAGGAGCAUAAACCUUUGGAUGCUUCGAUGGGGUUAAUCGAGUUAUCUCUUAAUUACGACCCAAUGAGCUAUAUUUUGCACUGCACCGUUUACCGCGCGAAAAAUCUCGAAGCCAUGGACAUUAACGGAUUGGCCGACCCAUUUUGCAAACUCAACAUUUUACCCAACGAAAAAGAAUCGACCAGAUUAAGAACCAAGACGGUCCAUAAAACGAGAAACCCCGAGUUUAACGAAAACUUAACGUUUUAUAACCUCUCUGAGGAGGAUUUGGUCAAAAAAUACUUAUACAUCUUAGUCUUAGACGAUGAUAAAUACGGGCAUGAUUAUCUGGGGGAGACGCGGAUUAAUUUGGCGAAAUUACGGAUUCAAAAUACUAUUUAUUUAACAGUUCCUUUAGAAAAAACCGCUUCGCCCGAAUUAACUCAUUGGAUUGAAGAUUUAUUCGCGAGAGGGAGGAUUUUGUUAUCUUUGUGUUAUAACACGAAAAGAAGGGCCCUUUUAGUCACAGUUUGUCGCUGCGAAAAUUUGCUCCCAAUGGAUAAUAACGGAUACUCAGAUCCUUUCGUUAAAUUAUUAUUAAGACCCGAUCCCCACCACAGGAAGCAUAAAACCUCGAUUAAAUGGAAAGAAUUGAACCCUAUCUUCAACGAGGAAUUCGCGUUUGAAACUCGCCCAACGGAGUUAUCGACGCAAAGUCUCCACAUUGCGGUUUGGGAUAAAGAUUACGGGAAAAGUAAUGAUUAUUUGGGGGGGUUGGUGUUGGGGGGGAUGGGGUCGAAGGGGCAAAGAUUGAAACAUUGGCUUGAUAUGAUAAGGUACCCCGAUCAUAAACAGGAACGAUGGCAUCAUUUGACUGAGGAUCCGAUCGGGGAUUGAAUUGGAGGAAUGAAUUGUUUAAAUUGGACCAUUUUAUCUGUUUGAUGUACUUUUGUAUUAAGGUGAUGCGAAUAAAAAUGCUUUAAAAUGUU